This is a messenger RNA of Sphaerodactylus townsendi, 2180 nucleotides long. RefSeq names its product C1q and TNF related 5 (gene C1QTNF5). The transcript has 3 exons. Gene Ontology annotation, molecular function: protein binding. The record is from RefSeq and is a predicted model, not a curated record. Bases 850 to 1587 code for a protein of 245 amino acids. NCBI's taxonomy places the organism in Eukaryota, Metazoa, Chordata, Lepidosauria, Squamata, Sphaerodactylidae.
CUUUGAGUAGCUGAGAGGCUGUAUCGUUUCCGGCCACAACCACAAAGAGGGCCUUGGGGUGGUUUUAUUUUUUAUUAAUUUAUUUUGCGGCGAUAGAUUUUUGCAGCAAGGGCUGGGGAGGCUAGAGGCCGGCAGUGAGAUUUCUUCCCUUUUCUGUCCUGAAAAACAAUUUCUGGUGGGAAAGGCUGAAACGGAUUAGGGCACUGGGGCAAUGGAUUUAACCUCUUCUGUCCCGUGUCGUGUUUUCAGUCAAAUCCCUCUGAAAGUUCUUUGCCCCAAAGUGAGAAUGUCUGGUUGUCUGAAUGCUGGUCUUUUUGCUUUUGAAGUCCUUUCCUUCUAUCCCAGAUCUGGGAGAGGGUCUUUUCAGUCGAGAAGGAAAACACUCUGCUCAUGCUUAAAAACAUUUUUUAACAUUAGCAGCACAGGCAAAAAUGACUCCAAGAAUGAACUACUGUGUAGGGCUUCUCUGAUAUACUCUGAAACCAAAAUGCGAUUGCAGGGAUGAAACACAAGUCCCUGUAUCCCAUCAGGGCUGGUCUAUUCAUCUUCUACAACCUCUGCCAGAUGUCAACCACUGUACUGAUGAAGCUGCCUUAUACCAGGCCACGUGGGUAUGGUCCACGGCUCAGUGGUACAGCAUCUGGUCCACAGUCCAGCAUCAAUAUCGGACCCAUUUCAGUUGUAUUUUGGAUUUAUAUCCCACUCUAUCCUCGAAGGACAUGAAAGACCUCUACCUGAGACCCCAGAGAGCAGCUGCCAGUCUGAGUAGGCGAUACUGCCCGUGGUAGACUGAUGUUCUUAUUCAAAACAACAACCUGAGCAAAUGCAGCAUACACUGUGCAUACUGAAAUGGAGCAGACUGUCUACCUCUGCCUCUUCUUCCUAACACUGGCUGAAGAUUCUGCCCAGAUUGAGGAUAACAAGAUCCCCAGCUUGUGCGCAGGGCAACCUGGCAUCCCGGGAAACCCGGGCAUUCAUGGCAGUCAAGGGCUGCCCGGUAGAGAUGGACGCGACGGCCGGGAUGGAGCAGCGGGGAUGCCGGGUGAGAAGGGCGAGCUUGGACAACCAGGGCCACCAGGCCCAACAGGAGACAGGGGUGGUGCUGGCAUCAACGGGCUGCCGGGAGAGAAGGGGACCCCGGGGGAGUGCGCAGUGGCCCCUCGCUCAGCCUUCAGCGCCAAGCUCUCCGAGUCGCGCAGCCCGCCCCUGGCCGACCAGCCAGUCGUCUUCGACGUCGUCCUGAUCAACGAACAAGGUCACUACGAUGGGAACACGGGCAAGUUCCUCUGCGAGAUCCCCGGCCUGUACUACUUUACGGUUCACGCCACCGUGUACCGCAUGAGUCUCCAGUUUGACAUCAUGAAGAACGGCAAGUCGGUCGCCUCUUUUUUCCAAUUUUACGGCAACUGGCCCAAGCCCACUUCGCUGUCCGGAGGCACGCUGGUGCGGCUGGAGCCCGAGGAUGAAGUCUGGGUGCAGGUUGGGGUGGGGGACUAUUCUGGCUUCUACUCCAGCGUCAAGACGGACAGCACAUUCACAGGAUUCCUGGUCUAUUCCUACUGGCCAAACUCCCCCGUCUUUGCCUGACUGACGACACCUUCCUCUUCUUCUUCUCCACCGCCUCAUGGUUCGUGGAGAAUUCCUGAGUUCCUGUUCCUAACUCUGCCACUGACAUUAUCCACGGCGAUAGGUCUGUUUUCUUAAUCCAAAGGGUGUGACACCCCAGUAUUUAAUGCCCUUAUGAGGAUCUUUCCGUUGUAAGUGGCACAAGAGCUCCUGUAGACAACGAGGAAAUAGCCGCGUGGCAGAGAAUCAACUAACAUUUGUGUGUUUUGUGAUAGUAAGUAAAGCAAAUUCUCUGAAGGUACACACACCAAACAGACAUUCGCUGGGCCAUUUCUGUUUCCUCCACUCUUGAAUAGGCAAAUAGCAGAAUCUACAGUCAUGAAGUCAAGCUACCUCACCUUAUAUACGGUUCUUGUGAGGAGGAAUAAGAAUAGAUUAGUACUUGCAUGCUGAAAAGUGCCAGAAGAGUAAUUCUAAAUUAGAGUAGUAUUAGAACAAUGUAUUGUCGAAGGCUUUCACAGCCAGAAUCACUGGGGUGCUGUGUGGUUUCCAGGCUGUAUGGCCGUGUUCUAGCAGCAUUCUCUCCUGACGUUUCGCCUGCAUCUGUGGCUGGC